UCUCAUUUUACUAUUCAAUUAAAAAAAAAACACAAUGACUUUCAUAGCGAAGCUCAUUGCAGUUCUCCUUGCCGCAAUAAUAGCAUCACCCCUCGCAAUCUCCACAAGAAAAGUAAAGUGGGGUUCGAGCCUAGCAGUGCGGCUGAGAGUGGCGGAAGAGGAGGGGCCUAGCACGUGCUGGGAAGCGCUAUCAGAGCUUCACUCUUGUAUGGGAGAAGUGGUCAUGUUCUUCCUCAAUGGCGAGACCGCGCUUGGAGCCAGCUGUUGUAACGCUAUAAGAGUGAUCGAGCAUCAGUGCUGGCCCUCCAUGCUCGGAACACUCGACAUCACUACUCAAGAAGGAGACGUUCUCCGCGGCUACUGCGACGCUGCCACCAAUGGUGGCGGUGGUGCGGCUCCUCCUCCGCGUGCAUCCACUGUCGAACAAUGCUAUAGUUUCCCGCGCUUGCAACAUUGAAUUGUAAUCUUUAUAAUCUAUGUCACAUUAUUAAUUAAGUGGUUAAUAAAACGUUGCAUGUCUCAUUUUAA
Messenger RNA from Salvia splendens (bonfire salvia), 528 nucleotides. Its product is annotated as egg cell-secreted protein 1.2-like. Gene Ontology annotation, biological process: double fertilization forming a zygote and endosperm. The coding region runs from base 35 to 457 and encodes 140 amino acids. NCBI's taxonomy places the organism in Eukaryota, Viridiplantae, Streptophyta, Magnoliopsida, Lamiales, Lamiaceae. The record is from RefSeq and is a predicted model, not a curated record. The transcript has a single exon.